Messenger RNA from Lindgomyces ingoldianus, 954 nucleotides. RefSeq names its product oxidoreductase. The record is from RefSeq and is a predicted model, not a curated record. Bases 1 to 954 code for a protein of 317 amino acids. The transcript has 4 exons. Gene Ontology annotation, molecular function: oxidoreductase activity, acting on NAD(P)H. NCBI's taxonomy places the organism in Eukaryota, Fungi, Ascomycota, Dothideomycetes, Pleosporales, Lindgomycetaceae.
AUGACCAAUCGAGCGGCAUAUCUCCUAGCAGCAAAAACCCAACUAGAAGUCAAAGAUGCACCACUCGAGAAGCCGGGCCCACGAGAAGUUCUGAUCCGUAACCGAACCCUUGCGAUCAACCCUGUAGAUACUAAGAUGCAAGAUUACGGGGUCAUCAUUGAAGAAUAUCCAUAUAUCCUAGGCCUGGAGGUUGCUGGAGAGAUAGAAGGCGUUGGGGAUGAGGUUACUAAGUUCAAGAAAGGAGACCGCGUCGCAGCGCUAGGGGCUGCAAUUAGAACGAAGAAACUUGCUCAUGCCGGUUUUCAGCUUUUUACUUGUGCCUCGGACAUCACAGUCGCCCACAUUCCGGAAGACCUGAGCUACUCAAGCGCUGUUGUAUUACCUCUCGGGCUCACAACUGCGGCUGCGGGCUUGUAUGAACAUGCCUAUCUAGGGCAACCAAUACCAAGUGCUGUGGCCAGUAAUGAGCUCGAAGAGACUGAUAGGGCGAUUCUUAUCUGGGGUGGUAGCUCUUCCGUCGGUAGUUGCGCCAUCCAACUCGCUAUAGCAUCUGGACUCACCGUUCUUACCACUGCCUCAGAGAAAAAUAUCAGCUAUGUGAUGGGCUUAGGGGCGCACCAUGUUUUUGAUCAUUCGAAGGAUGAUGUAAUCGAGAAGUUGAUUAAUGUAGCGACUGGGAAGAAGUUGAUUGGCGCAUAUGAUGCUAUAUCGACAAAGGGUACCUCCGGAAAAUGUGCAGAGAUCCUUCAUCAUUUUGGAGGCGGGACCAUUUUCGCUACUAUACCUGGCACCAGCUCUGUCUGGGGGGACUUCAUGAAUGAAGGUUUGAAGAACGGAAAGCUGAGAGCCAAGCCUGAUCCAGUAGUGAUUCAGGGAGGCCUCGAGGAAUGUCAGAAGGCAUUAGACCUGUAUCGUCAGGGUGUUUCUGCGGCAAAGAUUGUAGUGGAGCUUUGA